Molecule: messenger RNA, 2523 nt
Organism: Pocillopora verrucosa
Lineage: Eukaryota; Metazoa; Cnidaria; Anthozoa; Scleractinia; Pocilloporidae
Product: cyclin-dependent kinase 2-interacting protein
Source: RefSeq, a predicted model, not a curated record
AUGGCGGCCGCUUCGCCUAAAAGGGUUAAGUCUCCUAAAACUCCCAAAACGCCAUCCAAGAAGACAAGUAUUUCAAAUUCACCAUCUCCAAGAUCAUCUCCCAGUAGAAACCUGUCAGAUGUUGCUAGAAAGGUUAGAGAUUGUUGUGCCAGCUGGCAUGAAAACGCUAAAAAUUGGUCAAAACUGAAGGAAGCGGGAUUGUCUCUGGCUAACAAGCUGGUGAACUUACAACUUCAAAAAGAAUACAGCUCGAUGGACGACAACACUACAGUUUCACCAGUUGACCACGACUCUGAUUUUAAGUUACAUGAUGAAAUUAUGAACACCUCUCAAGAACUAUCACGAAUUUAUGAUUCUUUGGCUGAUUUAUGGACUAAGAUGAAAUCCUUAGAGCAGAAUUUCCAUGCCAUAGGAAACCUGAAGGCUCUUCAAAGAAAGGGGGAAAGCUCUGAUGAUCGAAUCUUCAGCACGUGGACUAUUGAGGAAUUCUGUGAUGCAUCAAAGAUACUUCUUGAUUCAUAUACCAAAGAACUUUCUUUGAAGGAGAGACUAGUAAUGGAAUUUACUCAUUGUAAGAACAGAGAUGAACUGAUGGUAUAUCUGUCACUAUGGUUACAUGAGCCACUCUUAAACGAUGAGAAUGAAGUUCUUCUAGAGAGCAUGUUGAUUGAAGCUGAUUUAAGAUAACGUCACAGUCACAAAUUCAAAAUACACUUUGUGUCAUCCUUUUGUGGCUGUCAGAGGAUAACAAUGUGAGGCACUCUUGAUGGACUUGUUGCCAUCAAGACUAAGAUGCAGGGCUGUAGUCAAGAAAUUAGCCUGCCAGCUGAAACUUCAGGAAAGGCAGCUCAGAGAUUGCAUUCAAUAGAAAGUGACUGGAAGUGGGUAACCUCAGAGGUGACUGCCCUUUCAAUUGUCCAAUCUCACUGGCAGCUAAGGCUUAGAGACAACCCAGAUGAUGUACAGCUUGUAACUAGAUAGUCACACUAUGCUUGAUAUUGUGUGAACCUUGUGAGACUAGAAGCUCAAGAAGGGAAUGAUGGUGGCAGGGAAGGAUAUCACACAAAAGAUCUUGUGUGGCAAUCAUAUGAUGUGGUAGUAAUCUUACAGCAACUACUUUUUAAGUAUAACAAUGACUUGCUUGCAAUAAGUCAUCAGUCUUUUAUGACAGGCAAGAAGUCAACUGCUCAGAAAAAACCCAGAUUCACACUCUGUUGUAAGCAGUUUGUGGCAAGAAAAAAAAGAUACUAUUGUUUUAUGAAGAAUCACAAGAGAUUAAAUCUGGAACUUGUAAUGUACUGUGUAUGCACCUAGUCUGGUACAUUGGUGUUAACCUGUAUUGAGGUGCACUGUAUUAAGCUGCCACCCAGUAUUAAGUGGUUGGUUGUCAAAGUCCCAAAAUUUUUACCCCUUCAUGAAAGUAACUUUAAUUUUCACAUCUAUUAAGCAGUUGCCUGUAUUGAGUGAUUGUGUCACCCAUUACCGAGUUCCAACGGAUGGUUUUUGUUUUCUUCUCCCUAUAUAUCACUUAGGCCUUUAACUUCCAUGAGUGACAAAAAUAAAAAUUUCUCCUUACAAUAUGAAUAGUAUAUCAACCAGAUAAGUAAUGAGAAUAAAGAAAAAUAUCAAUUUGGGGAUAAUUAGUUGAUCCAGUACCAAAUUCUCUGAACUAACAUCACAAGAAUUAUAUGGCAGGUAGUAAGGAGAAUUACUACUGAGAUCUUGGGAGUUGAAGGGUUAAAGCAGAACCACUCAAAUAGAACUAGGAAUUAUCUAUCAAGUAGAAUUUAAUCCAUAUUUAUGGUAUCUCCUUAAGUCAGUGUUAAACUUGGUAAUGUUUUUGAGCAAGUUUUUGUACAUGAAGUGAUGUUUUUCAUUAUUUCUUUAUAAUACCCCUAUUUUAUGGAACCUGUAUUGAGUGGUUACUGCACCAUUCCCCACGGGUGACAGCUUAAUACAGGUUUGACUCUAUUUAUUUUCUAAGUGACUGUCUCUCAAAUGACACAUUCCUCUUUCCAUGCCCAGUCCUACUUUAUUUCCUUUCAAAAACAAUACUACAUCAUAAGGACUGCUUGAUGUCCAGAAGACAUAAAGGACAGCUAACUGUAUCAUAAAAGGCUUUUACAUUGAUUUCCCUCUGUCCCCAAAAUUUCAGAUUGACUUUUGUUGCCUGCUAGGUGAGGUAAUAUGACUAAGGAACCACCUAAGAACUCUCAGGAAAUUAGCCUGUUUUCCUUGGGCUUCACUGCUCCUUAUGCCCAUAUAAUACUUUUCCCCAUAUACUGUAUGUAAAACAUGGAAAUAUUAAAGCCACCCAAGUUGUUCAAUUUCCAGGGGUUUUAAAACAAGCCAGCUACCACUAGAAAUUUGUCAGCUUCUUGACAAGAUGUUGCCAAUUAUCCAGUUAAAAAAUUACCUUUUGGCAAUUAAUGAACUUUUCACAGACACCUACUUUUGCAGAGUCUGAUGCCCACUUUAAAACAUUUUGAAACCUCUGAAAUUGAGCGAAAAUCAAAGAAUUCU